AUGAUGAGUGACGGUGAGGAGGCCAUGCCAAACACGGAACCACAGCAUAAAGAGGACGACGACCACGAGAAAGAUGUCAGCAGCCCCGAUCCAGUAAAAGAUGGCCAAAACCCGACCUUCAAGUUUCAUCUUAAAGAUAAAGUCCUCUGUCUUUCCCGUGGACUUCUCUUUCCGGGAAUUAUCGUUAAAACUGAACUCCUCAGUGAAACACCAUUGUAUGUAGUCCACUACCAAGGCUACAAUAAUAAGUGGGACGAACAAGUUUCGGAAGCUGAGCUUCGAGAGUAUAAUGAAGAGAACCUAGCUCUGGCCGAAAAGCUGAGAAGAGACGCUAAAAUGGGCCGAAGUAAGAAGAUAUCUUGUUCAGAAGGUGAUGCAGUAACGGAGGGCAAAAAACGCAAAAGGCGAAGUGUGUCAUCUUCAAGUAUAGAUUCGUUGCCCCCUGAGGAAGAAGCAUCUCCCAUUCCCAUUCCCGAAUCACUGGAAAAAGUUCUACUAAAAGAACGCGAAAUAAUGCUCUCCAAAGAGCACUUUGUUUCUACCUCAACAGAGCCAAAGUCUAUUGAAAAGCUGCUCCAGGACUACUUGGCCGAUCGUUUUGAGUACAAUUCUCUUGACGAGCAAAAAGAAAACUCGCUAGAACAGGCGGUUAGUGUAGCGCCAAGUAACCUCUUUCGCCAAGAGGUUUGCAAGGGCCUGGUCGAUUGCCUGAAUCGUUUCCUCUACUUGCGACUUCUUUAUAAAGAGGAGAUUGACAAGUACAGGCGCGUUUACUGGCAGCUUUCCAAAGACCGCCGAAAGGGAGCUGAUAUGGAGUCUCUUACUGAAGAGGAAUUGCUCAAUCUGGAUGGCUCCGUUGACCUGACGCCCCACUACUUUCCCAUUCAUCUUUUGCGCCUCUUUGUCCAACUACCGGAACUGCUCAAUAUGCUUGAGCCACUGUCAAAGGUGGAUGGACAUGAGGAGAGCAUCUACAACUGUUUCGCUGAUCUACUGCAGUACAUGGACGAACAUCGAGUUGAACUUUUUGGGCCGAUUAUCAACGAGAAUGUCUCUGAGGAUCGCCCCAAGGAAGAAGAGGAAGGCGAGAACGACGUAGAUGCUGAAGAAGAAGAAGAAGAAGAGGACGAGGAAGUGGACGAUGAAGAGGAGUAUGAUGAAGGAGAAAGUGAAGAGGGUGACGAAGAGGAGGAAAGUGAUGGUGACGAAGAGGGUAACGAAGAAGAUGAUGAGGGUGAUGAGGAACUUGAAGAAGAAGAGGAAUACGACAAUGAGGAAAAACGCA
Messenger RNA from Rhagoletis zephyria (snowberry fruit fly), 1285 nucleotides. Lineage: Eukaryota; Metazoa; Arthropoda; Insecta; Diptera; Tephritidae. The record is from RefSeq and is a predicted model, not a curated record.